AUGUGUAAAGCUGGAUUUGCAGGGGACGAUGCGCCAAGAGCUGUUUUCCCUUCAAUUGUAGGUAGACCAAGACACCAAGGUAUCAUGGUUGGUAUGGGUCAAAAGGAUUCCUAUGUCGGUGAUGAGGCUCAAUCAAAGAGAGGUAUCUUAACCUUGAGAUAUCCAAUUGAGCAUGGUAUUGUUACUAACUGGGACGAUAUGGAAAAGAUUUGGCACCACACUUUCUACAACGAAUUGAGAGUUGCACCAGAAGAACAUCCAGUUUUGUUGACUGAAGCACCAUUAAACCCGAAAUCUAAUAGAGAAAAGAUGACUCAAAUCAUGUUUGAAACUUUUAACGUUCCAGCAUUUUACGUUUCGAUUCAAGCUGUUUUGUCAUUGUAUUCUUCUGGUAGAACUACCGGUAUUGUUUUGGAUUCUGGUGAUGGUGUCACUCACGUUGUCCCAAUCUACGCUGGUUUCUCAUUACCUCAUGGUAUCUUAAGAAUUGACUUAGCUGGUAGAGAUUUGACCGACUACUUGAUGAAGAUCUUGAUUGAACGUGGUUACUCUUUCUCUACGACUGCCGAGAGAGAAAUUGUUCGUGAUAUCAAGGAGAAGUUGUGUUACGUCGCUUUAGAUUUCGAACAAGAAAUGCAAACUUCAUCUCAAUCAUCUGCUAUCGAAAAGUCUUAUGAAUUACCAGAUGGUCAAGUUAUCACUAUCGGUAAUGAAAGAUUUAGAGCUCCGGAAGCUUUGUUUAGACCUUCUGAUUUAGGUUUAGAAGCUGCUGGUAUUGACCAAACUACCUUUAAUUCGAUUAUCAAGUGUGACGUUGAUGUCCGUAAGGAUUUGUAUGGUAAUAUAGUUAUGUCUGGUGGUACAACUAUGUUCCCAGGUAUUGCUGAACGUAUGCAGAAGGAAAUUACUGCUUUGGCCCCAUCCUCAAUGAAAGUUAAAAUUAUUGCUCCUCCAGAAAGAAAAUACUCUGUCUGGAUCGGUGGUUCGAUUUUGGCCUCUUUGUCGACUUUCCAACAAAUGUGGAUUUCGAAACAAGAAUAUGACGAAUCUGGUCCUUCAAUCGUUCAUCUUAAAUGUUUCUAA
Molecule: messenger RNA, 1083 nt
Organism: Priceomyces carsonii
Lineage: Eukaryota; Fungi; Ascomycota; Pichiomycetes; Serinales; Debaryomycetaceae
Gene: ACT1
Product: actin
Exons: 1
Coding region: 1-1083 (360 amino acids)
Source: RefSeq, a predicted model, not a curated record